This is a messenger RNA of Schistosoma rodhaini, 2299 nucleotides long. The record is from the annotation of a GenBank genome assembly. NCBI's taxonomy places the organism in Eukaryota, Metazoa, Platyhelminthes, Trematoda, Strigeidida, Schistosomatidae.
GGUCAGCAUUCAAUUUCGAACACUUACAGAGCUACUGAUUAUGAGGAUUUAUUCACCACUACACCACCGUUGAGAGGAAUAACACAAGCCAUCAAGCCUCCUGUUCUUUUCAAACUGAAACUGAAUUGAACGUCUAUAUUUUCGAACCAAGUUGUGAACCAUUUGAAUACUAUUAAAACAAGUAACAUCAUCAUCUUCUAUUCGUACAUUUGAAGUGGAAUUUGAUCUUCAGAGCAGUACAAAUCUCAAAGAUUGACGUAAGUAAAUAGACUGCCUGUCCCUUGAGAUUCGAAACAGCGCCAUGCGUUUUCGCCCUGUUGACCUUCACGACGAAUGAGCAGGUCGAGUGUUGUCGUACAUUAAGUUGACCUGUCCCUUUGACCGUAAAUAUUUGCUAAUUUCGGUUCUUAGUAGUCGUUAUGAGUUUACCAUGUGUCUGUAAUUUGGAAUUUUAUCACAAUUUGUUCAGAAGAUCUCUGGGUUCAAGGACCGUGCACGGACCAGUUAUGAAAUAAACUCGAAGCAGUUUUUCUCAGAGCUGAAUGAUAUCUUUUUGUACAGAAUCUCCUAACGUCCACCUCUAUAUAGCGUUUCAAUUGGACUUUCGGAACAAUGAUGUAUUUAGAACCCAAAUAAUUACAUGCUCUUCACAUAUUUCCCGAAUUGAUUGAAAGUUGCUCUCUUUAAAACUUACUUGUUGCGUGAUUUAUACCCUAACUAUUUAGUGAUUACUCUUCACAAAUAGUUAUGUCCUAAGACCGUUUUGGUUUGUCAGGACUGAACACUUAUUCCAUCCUGCAAAUUACGUAACACUUAUGGAAUUUAAUAAACAGCAUUUUCAUGCACCAAGUAUAUUCAUUUCAGUUGGCCAGUUAAGGUUUAAUUAACAGUGGCUUCUGUGUUUUGUCUUCUAGAUUGUUCACCUCUAAGCAUAUUAGUUGAGGACGCGAUACGAAAUCCCUUCAAAUAUUUUGUUUUUCAUGCAUGCUCUUGAUAAAAUGGGAGAUGAAGAAAUUAAUUUGAAGGAGGCUCUUAUCAGGUCCCUAAACGAAGAGGGUAUUUUACCAAAGCUUGAAGUACCUGUGUAAUGUCGAUAACGUUUCGUUACUAGGCCCAGCUAAAGGCAGCAGUAUACUUAGCUCUAGAAAAGCACAACUAUGCCGAAGGAAUACCGCUUUCAAAUCAGUCCAUUCGGUCCUUAUGGUCUACAGAAGAUGCAAGGCUUGAUCAUAGCAUCCCUAUUGGUGGAUUUUAUGAAUAUAAUGAAACUUGAAAAUACGUUAAAUGUCCUAAUGGAUGAAGCGCAGAUGGUUUGGUGUUGUUUACAAUUUUAAGCUUGUAGAAACAUCUAGAACUUCUUGACCGAGAUAAGUUGAUGGCCAUUCUACCUACUGAAUGCAAUUCAAGCAACUCUCCAGUGCUACUGAACUUGAUUGAAACACUUAAACACCUCCGGAACCAAAAAAUAGAUGAAACAGAUUCAUCUACUUCAGCAUCAAAUAAUUCACGUAAUAAUUUUGAAUCCCAGGUAUCAGAUAAAACACUCAACACUCCAAAUCGCAACGUUAAUGGUUCGUCAAAAGUUAAAGAAGCUAUAAACACUUCCCAGGAAACUCCCCUUCAAGAAGUAGUCACUAAUCACAGCAGCAGAACGCAAAUGCGUACAUCUAUAAUUGGAUCUACAGAUUCUCCGCGACCUUCAACACCGAAUUCUCCGGCUUUGAGUAGUGUUGGUAAGGUCGAAUCUCCUGGAAGGACGAAUUCAGGAGGGAGUUCACCGUCCAUAGUCAGGGUGUUUGCACCAGUGAAAAAACAAUCGUCUUUAAACGAUGACAAAUCAGAUGUUGAUGAUGACGAUGAUGAUAUUGAAGAAGUGUUAAGGGCUGAAGAGUCAGUGGCAGAUGAUACAGUCGACCAAACUGUUGAUUCAGAACAGAGUUUAGGCUUAGACUAUGUUGAAGAAAUACAACCACUACAAAACUCUGUCUCAUUAACACGUACUGUUUAGUGGUCAUGAAUUGUUAUAUUCUAUAAUGACGUGAAAUUUUCUUAGGUUUCAGGUUGUUUUCCUUUGAUUUCUGCAUCGUAUAACAAUAAUCCAAUGUUUCUUUUCUAGUGUUUUGUACUAUUUGUUCCCUGAUUUGCGAUUCGUUUACAGCUAUCGUUUUAGUAAUAUUUCCAUUCAAUUAACAAAUCAUUAUCGAAUGAUAACCUGAAUUUUCAUGUGUUAAUGCUAGAAAUAUAUCAGUGUAUAAAACAUCAUAUAUGUUUACUGCUUAAAUAAAAAAUCUUUGAUGGG